Molecule: messenger RNA, 1835 nt
Organism: Vicugna pacos (alpaca)
Lineage: Eukaryota; Metazoa; Chordata; Mammalia; Artiodactyla; Camelidae
Source: RefSeq, a predicted model, not a curated record
GAGGCGGCGCAGUCACGCGCGCACCACACUUGCGCUCACGGGCGCGCAAGGCUCUCGCUCUCCGCCCCGCACACCUGCGCUCCGCCCCCUGGUCCUGGGUUGGAGACAGUCUAAGGCUUUUGGAAACCCAGGGCGUCUGCGGCGGCGCCCCCAUCUCCUUCCCUUCCCAGGGCUGGAGUUGUCCAGAGCCUGUCGCCGGCCCAUCCAGCCCACAUCCCUCUCCAUCCUUCCCUCCCCCCGCCUGCCGCGGCACGGGUUAUCUGCAGCCGCAGCCCGAGCCCUUGAGGCGGCGAAGGGGGAGGGGAAGGAAGCAAGGGAUGAGCACCGGGAGGGCGUCCGGGGCUCUGAGCCUGACUAGGACACCCCUGGAGCCCGAACCCGAGCCAGAGCCGGAGCCGGAGCCAGAACCAAACCACCGGUACCGGGUGGGCCAGGUGGUCAGGAUGGGAGUGUCCUUGGGAGGGCCGGAAGCGCAGGACAAGCUGGAAAGGGGAACGCUCUGGGCAUCGGGGAAGCGGGACCAGGGUCGUGGAAGAAGGCUUGCGCAUCGGCCGUCUGGCACCCUUGGCCCGGACCAGCACCCCCAGCACGGACAGCUCCUUGGUUGGGUAGGGGGUGGGGCCCGACCUCGGAGUUUUGCCCCUUUCGGAUCCUGAGGACCGCAUUCCUAUCCCUCACCCAUCCCUAGCUGCGGCCCCCUAACUCCAGGAGGCGCCCUGGCCCGCGCUCGCCCCCCAGGGCCUCAUGUCGGAACCACAGCCUGACCUGGAGCCGCCCCAACAUGGGCUUUACAUGCUCUUCCUGCUUGUGCUGGUCUUCUUUCUCAUGGGCCUUGUAGGCUUCAUGAUCUGCCACGUGCUCAAGAAGAAGGGAUACCGCUGCCGCACGUCUAGAGGCUCCGAGCCUGACGACGCCCAGCUCCAGCCCCCUGAGGACGAUGACAUGAAUGAGGACACAGUAGAGAGGAUUGUUCGCUGCAUCAUCCAAAAUGAAGCCAAUGCUGAGGCCUUGAAGGAGAUGCUGGGGGACAGUGAAGGAGAAGGGACAGUGCAGCUGUCCAGCAUGGAUGCCACCUCCAGCCUGCAAGAUGGAGCCCCCUCCCAUCAUCACACAGUGCACCUGGGCUCCUCAGCCCCUUGUAUCCACUGCAGCCGCAACAAGAGACCUCCACUUGUCCGUCAGGGACGUUCCAAAGAAGGAAAGAGUCGCCCUCGGCCUGGGGAGACCACCGUGUUCUCUGUGGGCAGGUUCCGGGUGACACACAUUGAGAAGCGCUAUGGGCUGCAUGAGCAUCGUGAUGGCUCCCCCACGGACAGAAGCUGGGGGUCUGGUGGGGGGCAGGACCCAGGGGGUGGUCAGGGGUUUGGGGGAGGGCAGCCCAGGACAGGAAUACCUGCCGUUGAGAGCCUGCCCCCAGAGAGGCCCCAGCCCCCAGAGAGGCCCCUGCCCCCAGAGAGGCCACAGCCCCCGGCCAUCGCCAGCCCCCCAGUGCAGAAUGGAGGACUCAGGGACAGCAGCCUAGGCCCUCGUGCACUUGAGGGGAACCCUGGAGCCUCUGCAGAGCCGAUGUUGCGGGCUGGAGGGAGGGGCCCAAGCUCAGGGCCAGUCAGUCAAGAGGCAAAUGGACAGCCCAGCAAACCGGACAUCUCAGAUCACCAGAUGUCUCUACCACAGGGAGCAGGGGGUGUGUGAGCCUGCUUCUUCACUGCGCUGAUGGACUACCAGCUGGCAGGGCCAAGGGGUGGGUAGGCACGAAGCCCCUCCUCUCCAUUGGACAGCACUGCCCCCGAGCUGAGGGACCAGCCCUACUUCCACCUGGAGUUGCAUGGUCUCAG